AUGGUGGGCGAGAAGGUUCCUUUGAAAGUCUCGCUGAUGAAUGGCAUCAUGAGGUUCGGGAAGAAGGGCAAGCUGAGCCCAAGGUUUGUUUGCCCAUUUGAGGUGCUGAGGCGAGCUAGGAAGGUUGCUUAUAAGCUUGGUUUGCCUCCUAGUCUAUCGGGAGUUCAUCCAGUCUUCCACAUGUCUAUGCUCCGUAGGUACCUUGCCGACAGCUCGCAUGAUUUAGAUUACAGCACUGUUCAGCUAGAUGAGAGUCUGGGUUACGAGGAGGAGCCUGUUGUUAUUGUUGACAGGCAGGUUCGCUUUGAGGUACAAGAAUAUUUCUGCGGUAAAGGUCCAGUUGAGGGUUCAACCAAUCGAGGAAGCGACUUGGGAGGCCGAGGAGGACAUGAGUAG
Nicotiana attenuata is the source of this 396-nucleotide messenger RNA. RefSeq lists its product as uncharacterized. The record is from RefSeq and is a predicted model, not a curated record. Lineage: Eukaryota; Viridiplantae; Streptophyta; Magnoliopsida; Solanales; Solanaceae. The transcript has a single exon. Bases 1 to 396 code for a protein of 131 amino acids.